Apiotrichum porosum is the source of this 366-nucleotide messenger RNA. RefSeq lists its product as uncharacterized. Lineage: Eukaryota; Fungi; Basidiomycota; Tremellomycetes; Trichosporonales; Trichosporonaceae. The transcript is spliced from 2 exons. The coding region runs from base 1 to 366 and encodes 121 amino acids. The record is from RefSeq and is a predicted model, not a curated record.
AUGCUGUCAUCCACCCCGGCAAUCCCACUGAGCGCGAUCGAGUUUGCCCACGAGUCCAACGGCCGUCGGCUGUCGCUCACCACGGCACAGGGCCGCCAGUUCUUCACCCACCGUGACGGCCUGCCCAGCCCCGACACGCUCACCCCGAUCGGAGGCACCCCCACAACCAGCGGAGCGGCUACUCCGGCUGAAUCGUCCGACUCGGCGCCGGGCUCGAGGUCUGCGUCAGGCCAGAACCUCAACGAGCACUAUGACGACGGAAACAGCCUCUUCAAGGCCAACUCUCGCGGUGGCCUCUGGCACGACCAGGUGUUGGCGCUCCGAGUUGAGGCUGUGGAUGUGGCCUCAAUGGUUGUGGAUGGUUGA